CUGUGACUGGGUCGUACCAUCCACGGAACUACAAUGAUGGGCGCGUGUCUAAAUCGGUCCUCUCACUAGCUCUCCCACCGUCUGCAAGCCGGAUAUCAUCGCUGCUCUGUGUGCGCAACAUGACUACGCCAUUGGUUUGGCUCAUCACAGGCACUUCGUCUGGCUUCGGACGCGCCUUGGUGGCUCAGGUUCUAGCACGCGGGGACCGCGUGAUAGCAACAUCCAGAACCGUAGAUGGCGUGCGUGAUCUAGAUGGAAACAGUGGCGAUCUGAGGAUCAUGGAGUUGGAUGUGACGGCAGGGAUGGACGUCCUCAAAUCCAAAUUCAAGCAAGCCGUCGAAUUCUGGGGAAGAAUAGAUGUUCUUGUGAACAACGCCGGCACGUUACACACGGGCAUACUGGAGGAGGGAGGAUCGGCACUUCUCAGAAAGCAAUUCGAAGCAAAUGUUUUCGGUCUGCUGGAUGUUACAAACGCAUGUGUCCCCCAUUUCCGUGGUCUAGGUGGAGGGACUAUCGUUGUUAUUGGGAGUCGAUCGGCUUGGAAGACAGAUAUCAUCGGAAUUGGGCCGUACGCAAGCUCGAAAGCCGCUGUUCGCGCGUUGGCCGACACGCUCUCGGUGGAACUCGCGCCAUUCAACAUCCGAGUUCUGCUGGUAGAACCCGGGGCGUUUCGGACAAACAUGAUUCGCCUCGAGACGAACUCAGAUUCCGGUACCCGUCUGGCAGCUUACGAUGGGACGAGAGAAACUAGCGUCCGAUUCUACGCAGACCGACAUGGGACGCAGGACGGGGACCCUGCGAAAGCUAUGGCGGCUGUUGUCGAGGUCGUCAAAGGCGAAGGUAGAGCAGCUGGAAAGCCGUGGCCCAGCUGUCUCGUGUUGGGAGAAGAUGCGGACCGAGAUGUGAGGGAGAAAUGCAGAACUAUGACCACGCAUUUGGAUGAAUGGGCUGAUGUCGUUCAAAUGUGUAGCUUCGAUAAGUAA
Mycena citricolor is the source of this 983-nucleotide messenger RNA. Lineage: Eukaryota; Fungi; Basidiomycota; Agaricomycetes; Agaricales; Mycenaceae. The record is from the annotation of a GenBank genome assembly.